This is a messenger RNA of Dromiciops gliroides (monito del monte), 8408 nucleotides long. RefSeq names its product polypyrimidine tract binding protein 3 (gene PTBP3). Lineage: Eukaryota; Metazoa; Chordata; Mammalia; Microbiotheria; Microbiotheriidae. The transcript has 16 exons. Gene Ontology annotation, biological process: regulation of RNA splicing; mRNA processing. The coding region runs from base 796 to 2187 and encodes 463 amino acids. Gene Ontology annotation, molecular function: mRNA binding. Gene Ontology annotation, cellular component: nucleus. The record is from RefSeq and is a predicted model, not a curated record.
AGACAGUAAGAUGAGGACAAGCCAAAGGCUAAAAAUAGCCUCAAACGUUCUCAUGUUCUGCACACAAUCUUUCUCCUCCUUUCUAUUAUUUUAAGCCUCGAACAUUGAUCUGAACUACAGGAAUACAUGGCUAACCAUCUGAUCUCAGCUUAGUUUAAGCUUCUUGUCCUCAAUUGCUUUCUUGCUCUUCUUAGGUACCUGAUUGAUGCCUGUUGAACUGUACAGCCAAAACUGCGUUUCUUUUGGAAAGAGCUACAUGGAUAUGGUGACGCUUCAGUCCUGGGAACCUCAAAAAUGGGGUAUUUUCUUUGGGCCUGAGCGGUCUGGGUGUUGUUACAGAUCUUAUAACAGUCGGUUUAAAGCGGGGAUCUGACGAGCUUCUUUCUUCUGGUAUCACUAACGGGCCUUUUACCAUGAGCAAUUCGACUCCAGCUACAGUGAUUGCAAAUAUCCUUCCUGAGUCACAUGACUGAAUAAACCAUUGAAUCCAAGAGGGGUCCUCAUUUGUUCUGAUUCAUGCCAUAUAAUUCUUGGAACCUCUGGUGGCCAGAUAUCUCAGACUUCCUGCAUCCUUCACUUUCUUCUCCUACUGAAAUAUAGGAAGACUAUAAACUUUGGAGGAAUGUUUAUUGCUGCUUGAAAAUAGCUAAUGGGAAUGACAGCAAGAAAUUUAAAGGAGAUCGAUCUCCCUGCUCUCCUUCUCGUGUUCUCCAUCUUCGUAAAAUUCCAAAUGAUGUUACUGAAACAGAGGUCAUAUCAUUAGGUCUACCAUUUGGCAAAGUAACCAAUCUCUUGAUGUUGAAAGGAAAAAGCCAGGCAUUCUUAGAAAUGGCUUCUGAGGAAGCUGCUGUUACUAUGGUGAACUACUACACUCCAGUUACUCCUCACCUCCGAAGUCAGCCUGUUUAUAUUCAGUAUUCUAAUCACAGAGAACUUAAGACUGACAAUCUACCCAAUCAAGCUCGAGCUCAAGCUGCAUUGCAAGCAGUGAAUGCUGUCCAGGCUGGAAGUCUGGCCCUUACUGCAGCCCCAGGCAAUGAAGGUGGAGUUCUUCCUGGGCAGAGCCCUGUUCUUCGAAUAAUUGUGGAAAACCUCUUUUACCCUGUCACUCUUGAAGUACUUUACCAGAUUUUUUCCAAGUUUGGAACAGUUUUGAGGAUUAUCACCUUUACAAAGAACAAUCAAUUUCAGGCCUUGCUUCAGUAUGCUGACCCACUGAAUGCACAUUAUGCCAAAAUGGCUCUGGAUGGUCAGAAUAUCUAUAAUGCAUGCUGCACUCUGCGUAUUGACUUCUCCAAGUUAACCAGCCUUAAUGUGAAGUAUAAUAAUGACAAAAGCAGAGAUUUCACUCGCCUUGACCUUCCUUCUGGUGAUGGCCAGCCAUCCCUUGAUCCUACUAUGGCUGCUGCUUUUGGUGCACCUGGUAUAAUUUCCUCACCAUAUGCAGGGGCUGCUGGAUUUGCCCCAGCCAUUGGGUUUCCUCAAGCUACAGGUCUUUCAGUUCCAGCUGUUCCUGGAGCACUUGGUCCUUUAACCAUCACAACCUCUGCUGUCACUGGAAGGAUGGCAAUUCCUGGGGUUCCUGGUGUACCCGGAAAUUCUGUUCUGCUUGUCAGCAACCUCAAUCCUGAUGCUAUCACACCACAUGGACUUUUUAUCCUAUUUGGGGUGUAUGGUGAUGUACAGCGUGUGAAAAUUAUGUUUAAUAAGAAAGAAAAUGCCUUGGUUCAGAUGGCAGAUGCAAAUCAAGCUCAACUAGCCAUGAACCACCUGAGUGGACAGAGACUUUAUGGAAAGGUGCUUCGUGCUACUCUGUCGAAACAUCAGUCAGUCCAGCUUCCUCGUGAAGGCCAAGAAGACCAAGGUUUGACUAAGGAUUUUAGCAAUAGUCCUUUACAUCGUUUUAAGAAGCCUGGAUCUAAGAACUUCCAGAAUAUCUACCCACCAUCUGCCACCCUGCAUCUUUCAAACAUCCCACCUUCGGUUAUGGUUGAUGACCUGAAGAAUCUAUUUACAGAUGCUGGAUGUACAGUUAAAGCCUUCAAAUUCUUCCAGAAAGAUCGCAAAAUGGCACUUAUCCAGUUGGGAUCCGUGGAGGAAGCAAUUCAGGCACUUAUUGAGCUGCAUAAUCAUGAUCUUGGAGAAAACCACCACCUCCGAGUCUCGUUCUCAAAAUCAACAAUUUGACUUUUCUGUGAACUUUCCUUUUAAGACUGGACCACAAUUUCAGUAAAACCUUCAGACAGAGACUGAAGCAGCUUAAGACGAAUUCUGCCUCUUUUAAAAAUAUUGAAUUAAACUCUCACUGAGUUUGACGUGUGAGUGUAUUCAUACACAGUAAAGAAUCAAGGGAUUGCCUUUUUUCCAUUAUUUUCUGUCAGUAUGUGGUAAAAGAGUUAUGAUUUCUCCGCACCAGAGUUUCUGUGGAAAUAUCCUAUAAAAAAAGAAUAUUUUUUCAAUCAGAUGCCCUGUGUUCAAUUCUCUUUCAGGGGACAGCCUUUUAAUUUUUGGUCCAAAUCAAGCUUACACAACAUUUCCAAAUUCCUUUACUGUUUGAACUAUUUAAACAUACUUUUAAAUCACUCUGUGUAAGCAAAAAUUCAUAUAUUUGUCUCUGACUAGAAAGUGUGACUCCUGUGCAGAGAGAUUUUAGUUCAUGAAUUAUAGCAAUUCUUGGUCAUUACUUUGUGACACAUGAUAACGAAUUCAAAGGCAAAUUGAAGGACUCUGAUGUCUCAAAAGUAAAUUUAUAAGUAUAAAUUCCUAAUGAAAAAUAAUUGAUCUUUUUCUUCUUUCAUUGGACCCUUCUGGAUCAUUCUUAUGUUCUUAAUUUUAUUGAUUAUGAAAGUAAGAUUUUUGGAGAAAGGCAGUGCCUGACUCUCCCCAAAUCAAGUUGGAUUGAGAUAGAACCAAGACCUGUUUAUAGGAUUAAUUAAUGCUUUUAUUGAGUAAAAAUCGUGUUUUAUCUGAAUUCACAAUGGCAUUUUUCCCAUGAAAUGAUGUGUAGUAUGAUUCUGGAAAAAUUAAAAGGAAAAAUAGUUCUGAUUAAAAACUACUUUUUUACAUUUGUUUUCAGAUAAUAAAAAAGUUUACAGUCUUAAGGAAAAUAUUCAGGUCUAUCAUAUGGUUUGACAGAUUUUUUAAAAGUUAUUUUUGGUAAGGUCUUCUUUUAAAAAAAAAAUUAAACCUCAAGGGUUUUUUGUACCACUAUAAUCUAAUACUUAAAUCAAAAUUACUGUGUAUUUACUUAAUUUCUUAUUAUGUGCCUUAUUAUGUGCUUAUAAUGAUACAAUAGCUUAGAGUUUUAUCUAAAGUAUCUUGAAAACUGUAUUGUGGGAUAAAAGAUGUAAGAAAGGUUUUUUUUUUCUUUUUGAUCUUUAGGAUUUAAAAUGUUUUCAUUGUGAUUUUAAAAAUGGUUUUCAAUAAGUAGUAGUCUGAAUUCAAAUUUUUGGUGCUUUGGUGCAGAAAUGGGGUGGGGGGAGGGGUUGCGGGAUUGGUAAUAACUCAGUGCAUAAUACCCUGUAGGCCUCUUCAAAUUUUAUCUGGUAGAAGUUAGUGCCAUUUACUUGAUAAUUUUUCACUGUACAGCAUGGUCCCAAUUUAUUGAUCUUGUGUACACCCUUCAGAAGUUGUCUCAGGAUUCCUUUUUUUUUUUUUCCUCAGUACUAAAGAGAGAACUUGCUUUUCUUUGUUAAUAUAGCUUCAUUAUUAAAUGCCCACAUAUUUGGAGAGUAAGGGAAGAUUGGAUUGGGAAGCGGGGUUGGGGGGUGUCUUCUUUUUAUUUUGUUGAAUGUAAGAGUGUAUUUUAAUGUUGCUUCAGUAAUUGUGUAAUGUGAUAUUUGUUUCUUUUUAUUAAGCAACUUUUGGUUAACUAUGAGUUUGAUGCUUGAUCAGAUUUUUUUAAGCAUUUUUCAUUUUUAAGAAGUCAUUUUUGUCAACCCUUUUUACUUAUUUCAGGUUUUAAGAAUAGAUAUUUUAAGUCUCAAUACUUGUGAUUCAUCUCAGUUAUUCAUUCAACAUGUUUCCUUGCCAUAACACCAGCCAUUAAUUUUAAUACAGUGAUGAUCUUGUGAGAAAAACUAGCUUAAAUUUCUUGUAGUAAUCUUUCUUUUUUGUUUGUUUGUUUUUUGGUUUUUUGCAGGCAAUGGGGGUUAAGUGACUUGCCCAGGGUCACACAGCUAGUAAGUGUCAAGUGUCUGAGGCCGGAUUUGAACUCAGGUACUCCUGAAUUCAGGGCCAGUGCUUUAACCACUGCGCCAUCUAGCUGCCCCCUAUAGUAAUCUUUCUAAUAAAAUUCAGAAAUGGAAAGCAUUAUGAUAGUCAAGCAGAAACUAUUUAGGCAAUGAUGAUGAUAAGCUGGUAGAGUAGGAAGGAACAUGAAGUUACCGUGAAGUGGACUAUUUUAGCAUUGGUUGAAUAGGCAGCCUUAAUCAUGUGAUCUGGUGUGUUUUCAUCAUGCAAUUAUGGUUUUUUUUGGUGUGUCAUCUAUUAAAUGCUAGAAAAGACAAACUAAUUUUUUAGGUAAUAAACUAGAAUUUUGUGUGUUUUUUUAUCCACACAGUACUUAGGAUACUAAAAGAGCUACAUUAUUCCAUAGCAUAUAUUAAUUGGAAUAUUUGUAUUCUUCUUUUGGUUAGAAAAUACCAUAUGACUUAUUAAACUUAUUCUCAUAAGAUAGUCAAGCUAAGUGCGGCAAAGGAAUACUGAUAGAAGGCAGAUCAUAAUGGAGUUGAAUGUAAUUAUGAAGCAGGUCUUUAAAUCUGAGAGAACAUUUGAAUCCUUAUCAGGGACUUUGUGUAUAUAUGUGUAUGUAUGUAUAUACGUAUAUAUUCAUACAUACACUAUUCUGAUAUUGUAUAUACAUAUGCACAUAACAUUUUAAUUUAUUGACAAAGAAAAUUAAUCUAAAUUAAGAUUUGGAAAAGACAUAUUCUUGUAUAAAAAUAGGGUGUUUGGAGAAAUUCGAUUUGUGUCUAAAAUUAGCCCAAGUACAUGAUGGAUAUUAUCCAUUUUGGGCUUAUUGUUGUUUGAAUUAUAGAGGUCUACAGUCUAUGUGUUGGCACAGGUUUUGUAAAAGAAAAAAAAUUGGGUGGUGGAAAAUCAAGAUCUGUGUGCUUUUUUAAUUUUGGCAUGCAUUUAUUCUCUAUCUUCUAAGCAUUUUUUUUUAAUUUUUGCUGUUGAUCUGUAGUGUUAAUUUUUGAAGUUUAUGUACUUUAUUUUAAAAGAACGCUAUAUUGCUUUUGGAGGUCUCUUGGCUUUUAGAUGAAGUACAGAUGCAGAUUUCAAAAUGAAACUAUGACUAUUAUAGGUUAGGCUGAAAUACAGGUUCUUGUUUUCUUAGAAGAUUAAAAUAAUUCACUAGUCAGGUUUAAAAAAAAAAACAGCAGAACAAAAUACAAAUCAAAAAGUCCCUCUUGUUAUUUUUCCCUACUAACAGCUUAUUGGAGAAGAGCAGAAUGACCUGAUAGCUUCAUUGUGAAAGUCAGUAGAACGUUGGGUGUUGAUAACUUUUUCAAGUUUAGAAAUGACUAAGAGACUACAUAACUAUGAUUAUGUUGUUUGAAGAAAUUUGGACUUUUUCUGUCAGUGUAGUUCUCUUAAGACUAUAAAUUGUAGAGCUAUUCCCGGUCUACAUGCAUUUAAGCAAAUUUUCUCACUCUAGAGCCACCUGUAGCAAUGAAAUCAUGUCAGGUUCAAAAAGCAUGUCAGUGACUCCCCCACACCUCUUCUUCCCCCCAAAAAAGUUUUGCCUUUUUUUUAUAAAGAACUUGACCCUAUUUAGCACAAGUGUCUUUUAAAUGCAUGACUAAUGAAUUCAGGUGGAAAAAUUAAAAAGGCUCAAGGAAUGUUCUUAUUUGAUAUAACACUCUAUCAUUACCUUACAUUUAAGUAAGAAUGGAAAUAGUCUUACCGAUUUUUAUUUUUCUUAGAAGUGGUACUUGGAGAACAUUUACAAAGUAUUUAAAAGAUCCAUGAUUUCAUAAGUAUGGGUACUCCCUCCAAUGAUGCAGGUCAUAAAUGUUAAGACCUAUGCCUUAGAAGAUGAGUUGGCAUCAUUGCCCUUCCUUACUACCCCCCCUUUCCCACCAAAAAAAAAAGAAAAACCUUUGAUGGCCAACCUUCUAGUGAUGGGACCAAUCUGACUGGAUUUCAAGUGGUAGCUAUACUUCAUGACCUUAAGUGUUUCCUUGAAGCCUUCUCAGCUUGGUAUUUAGAUCCAGAAUUUUUGUUUUGCUACAUAGAUAACCCUUCAAGAAUUCAAAAUCAUCCCUAAGUAUUGAUGAGGCAUUGGAGUAGGAUUCCAGUUGAGACUUGAAAAAUAAAAAUGGAAUUUAGCUUGGUAUUACAAUUCCAUUUUCCUUUAACAUUUCAGAUUUCUUUUGCAUAUAAGUGGAAUUAAGGAAAAUUAUGUAAAGGAUCUAAAAGACCUAUCAUGAUUAAAAUAAUAAUAAUUUUAGUCUGGGUGUUUCUGCUUUGACUUAAUGUUUUUAUUAUUUUAAAAGUUGAAAGUAGAGAUUGAAUGUCAAAGGAAACUUGUAGUUUUAAUAUAAUUUUUCAUGAUUUGAUUCACUCAUGAGUGUCUUUACAUUAGCCCCAUUUUGUGUGCAAUAAUUUUAAGUGAUUGGAGUCUUUGAGCCUCUGUAUUUUAAAGACUAAAGGGAGCCAUCGCUGUAGUGCGCUGUAUUGUACACAUAAUUUUGCAAACAAACUCAAAAUAUCUGUCUUUUAGGAAGACUGUGUAAGUUACUUUACAGUAUCAGUUUUGCUUAUACAUUGUUAAAUUUGUCAUCUCAUCCUUCCUCUAAAUUUGACCAAAAGAUAACAGGGCUGAGAACACUGAAUCCCUUCCGUUUACUGCUAUUUUUAAAACCAAGAAAUGAUAUUAUAUCUGUGCUUCAAGCCAUUUUUGUUUGCCUUUUCCUUUGUCCUGAUCUGUAAUCUAGAACAAAACUGCCACACUUAAAAGUUUUACUGUUGUGCUGAAAGAAAUAUAAUUCAGAUUGCACAGGGGUUUUCUUUUAAGCAAAAUUUAACUCUGCUGUCUUUUAGAAUAUGUUUGUAAUAUACAAGACUAUUUGUAACCUUUUUUUUUUUCAGAGCAGAAAUUCUUAGCAUACUAGGAGUUGUGAAUUACUAGAAGAAAAAAAUUGAAAAUAUACUAUUUGACUUGGGGUUUUUGUAGAGGGGAACAAAACAAAACAAAACAAAACCAGGACCAAAGUUUAUGUGCCUUCAGUAGUCUUAAUUGUCCUUUCCCCCUAUUUCACAAUUAUGUAUAAUCAAUUUCCAUAAACUCUGUGGUUUUUUUUUUAAUAUGUUGGCCCACUGACUAUCCAUACAUGCAAAGAAUUGUGACUCUUUAUAUGAGGUCUCAGUUACUUCUUUGCCUUUACCAUCUGAUAUUCAUUGUAUAACGUUGUGCAGGAAUCUAGGAAUAGCGCUGCUUCAAAUCUUUGUAGUGCUCAUGGUAUCUUUUGUAACUUGGGGCAUAUGGCCUGGUCCAGUGUCCUGGGAGAUACUAGUUAUGAUCACAAGCUUCUUUCCGACAAGCUUAGAUCAGCACUGUAAACUUUUUUUUAAAAGUUCUUGGAUUUCUGCAUUGUUUGUGAUAUUAGUGAAUAUUUAAAUAGCUACUUUCAUACUGUCUUUUUAAUUCACAUUCCAGUCUUCUGUUUCUUCUUGUUAUUUUUUUUUAACAUUGUUACCCAAAUCCUCCAAAGGUUCAUCCCAGAUCCAUAGCAGCACAAAUCAUAGAUUGCUGACCAAGCAAGUUCUUGCAUCGGACCGUCACCUCAUUGCUCUGACCAAAGACUGACUGUUCUGGUUUUACUGAGACAUUCUGUUAAACUUUCCCCACUAUCCCCCAAGCUCCUUUCUGAAAGAAGACCCAAUGCAAAGUGGCCUUUUCUUUGUAUUUUCUAUUUGGUGAAUGGACCACUUAGUGAAAAAUGGGAGUUUAAAUGUGAACAGAAUGAUUUGGGUUAAAGGCAAGGGAUAAUGGAUUAUUUUCAGUACUGUAUUCAAGAAAAAAAAAUAGCACAGCUAGGAGCCUCUGACAUUCUAUCGUGUUUUACAUGGUCUGUUCAUAAAAUUCCCUUUUUCAGUUUGUAAGAAUGUUCAUCUAACACAAGAAAAUGCUGUAAAUAUUUGUAACAACAUUUUUUUACCUGGCAAAAAAACAAAACAAAAAAAAACAAAAAAACAAAGGUUUUUGGGAACAAGUUAAAGUAUAAAGUGGUUUUAUAUAAAAACAUCAAUUGUCUUGUAUAUUUUGAUAAGCAACAGUACCAGCUUUCAUUUGUAAAGCAGUUUGUGGCAUUGGAGGAAAAAAGGAUUCCAUGUCUGUUGAAAUGCUUAUGUUAUAAAUGCAAAGAGAAGAUAAAAUAUUAAAGAAACAUAUUUUCUAA